This is a messenger RNA of Aspergillus nidulans FGSC A4, 1110 nucleotides long. RefSeq names its product tyrosinase family protein. NCBI's taxonomy places the organism in Eukaryota, Fungi, Ascomycota, Eurotiomycetes, Eurotiales, Aspergillaceae. The transcript is spliced from 4 exons. Gene Ontology annotation, molecular function: oxidoreductase activity. Bases 1 to 1110 code for a protein of 369 amino acids. The record is from RefSeq and is a predicted model, not a curated record.
AUGAAAUUUUCCUGGCUGCUAUGGUUUUUUGGCCUUUGGGAUCAGGAAGGAACUCACCAAGUGAGCCUGAAGGUACAGGACGAGAACCGAAAAGGACACCAUCGAUGCACUCCUGACGUCCGAUCAGUUAGACGAGAAUGGGGCAUGCUUUCGGAAUCUGAGAGAUUUGAUUACAUUGAUGCUCUUCACUGUAUGCAGAGCAAACCUCCAAUUCUUCCCCGGGAUCAGUACCCCGGUGUCCGCCAUCGUAUGGACGAUUUCUCUGCGACGCACAUCAAUUACACCCUGAAUAUCCACCUCAGCGGCAUCUUCUUUGGAUGGCAUCGCCACUUCGUCUAUUUGUGGGAGAAGGCCCUCCAGGAGGAGUGUGGGUAUCGAGGUGACCAGCCUUACUGGGACUGGGCCCUCUCCGCCGACAACAUCUCAGCGAGCCCCAUCUUCGAUGGCUCUCCCACCUCUCUCUCCGGUGACGGUGAUCCCAUCCCCCAAGACCCCUUCUUCAAACUCGUCCCAACGAACAUCACCAUCCCCAAUGGUUCCGGCGGCGGUUGCGUCACAAACGGUCCAUUCGCGAACAUGACGCUCAACCUGCCCGAUCUAACUUUCGCCGGCGACGCCGAAUUCCCUGCCAGCGCAUUCAACUACUCCCCACACUGUUUCACCCGAAACCUCAACUCGCAUAUGGCCCAGCUGUUCACCAGCCAGCGCGACGUUGAUCGUCUUCUCAAUUCGCACUCAAUUACGGAAUUACAAAUUAAUAUCGACUUCAGCGACUGGCCGGAACUCCGAAAGGCUGGGAUCAUGGGUCCGCAUGCUGUGGCGCACAUGCAGCUCGGUCGAACAAUGGAUGAUUUUUGGACAGCGCCGCAGGAUCCCAGUUUCUUCCUGCACCAUGCGCAAGUGGAUCGGGUCUGGACGCUUUGGCAGAGUAAAGAUCCUAAAAGGAGGAGGUGGGCCUUGAAUGGCACAAGCUCAAUCCAUAAUGCGCCGACAACUCCUGAGGUUAACUUGGAUACGGAGUUGCCGUUUGGAUGGCUGGAUCAGAGUCGCACAUUGAGAGAGGUGAUGAGUACGGAAGAUUAUCAUCUUUGUUAUAAGUAUGGAUCGUAG